UGGCGCAGCGCACUCGGGUGUGUGGUGCGGAGCGCAGCGCAGCGCAGUGCGCCAUCAGCGUUGAGGGUGUUUGCGGAGCUCUUUCUCUCUUCUGCAUUCUCGGAAAGCUAUGAGUUUUGUGCACACACUCAGGCAGACGCGAGGAGUUUGAAAACUUUUGUUCAGCCCCAGAGAUCAGGAGAUCAGCUGUUGCUUGAGCUGUAGAGCCUGUUGGAGCUGACCGAGAUGAUGUGGCGUGUCCUCCUGCCUGAGCUGGUGUGUGCGCUGUCCGCGGUGGUGUGCCUGCUGCUGCUGUGCUGUCCGGGUGGGGCGGCUCUGGCCGGCUCGUGUGAGAUGGUGCGCAUUCCGCUGUGCCACCCCAUGCCAUGGAACAUGACCAAGAUGCCCAACCACCUGCACCACAGCACGCAGGCCAACGCCGUGCUCGCCAUCGAGCAGUACGAGGCGCUGCUGGAUACCGGCUGCAGCUCGGACCUGCUCUUCUUCCUGUGCGCCAUGUACGCGCCCAUCUGCACCAUCAGCUUCCAGCGCGACCCCAUCAAGCCGUGCAAGUCGGUGUGCGAGCGCGCCAAGGCCGGCUGUGAACCCGUGCUCAAGAAGUACAACCACACGUGGCCCGAGAGCCUGGCGUGCAGCGACCUGCCCGUGUACGACCGCGCCGUGUGCAUCUCACCUGAAGCCAUCGUCAAAGCAGAUCCGUCAGAUAAUUCUUUCUUUCAAGACGCGUCAAAAUGCAGCCCUGAAAUGAACCCUGACUUCGAGACAGAAGUGAACAAUGGCAACUGUAAAGGAGUCAGUGAUCGGUGCAAGUGCAAGUCUGUGAAACUCGGCCAAAGGACCUAUGCAAGGAACAAUUACAAUUAUGUAAUACGUGCGCGGGUGAAGGAGAUAAAAAGCCGCAGUCAUGACCUCAGCGCUGUUGUGGAAGUGAAGGAUGUGCUGAAGUCGUCUCUGGUUCACAUUCCUCGUGACACCGUGACGCUGCACUACAGUUCGGGGUGUCUGUGUCCCCCACUUACACCCAAUGAAGAGUACAUCAUCAUGGGCUACGAGAACGAGGAACGAUCACGAUUGCUGCUCAUUGAUGGCUCCAUCGCACAGAAGUGGAAAGACCGGGUGGGACGCAAAGUGAAGCGCUGGGAUCAGGUCAUCAGCAAAGGAAAGAAACCAGAAAACGACAGACGCGCUCGUCCCUGACCUCACUCUGACAUGGACCAAACUCGACCACACAGAAGUAUCUGAGAAAACUGAAAAAAAUUGCACUAAUGUAUGUUCUUCUUGAUGUGUAAGGAGCUGUAGCAGAGAUGUUUUUAGUUGUUGCUUUGUAAAAUACUUUUUUUUUUAAGCAGUAUCUUUUUUUUUUAAAUUUGCCUUUGCACGAACAAAAUGUUCAUAUCAACAUUGCUGCAUAUGGGUGUGUGCGUGUGUAUGCGUGGACUUACUUUUUUGGGGUGGGCUCGGAGACUUGAUUCAUGAUUUGUUGGAAGGGAAAGAUGAUGGGGAUUCAGUGGUGCAUGAGGGAGCGUAUACAAGAGCAGAUCACUGUUUAAUAGCAGCAGCAGAAAAAUGAGAAACAGUGUUUGGACACAACGCAGCACACCCUCGAGCCUUCUACAGUGGUGCUUGAAAGUUUGUGGACCCUUGAGAAUUUUCUAUAUUUCUGCGUAAAUA
This is a messenger RNA of Neoarius graeffei (lesser salmon catfish), 1671 nucleotides long. RefSeq names its product frizzled related protein (gene frzb). The record is from RefSeq and is a predicted model, not a curated record. Gene Ontology annotation, cellular component: cytoplasm. Bases 226 to 1197 code for a protein of 323 amino acids. Lineage: Eukaryota; Metazoa; Chordata; Actinopteri; Siluriformes; Ariidae. Gene Ontology annotation, biological process: canonical Wnt signaling pathway; non-canonical Wnt signaling pathway. Gene Ontology annotation, molecular function: Wnt-protein binding. The transcript is spliced from 7 exons.